UUGUUCCUGUUUAAUGGACCUUGGACGCUGAUUGGCUGCGGCGGCGCCUUCGUCACGCAGCUAAAAGGGGUUUUUACUGGAGGUUUCUUCCUGUCAGCGACACAUGUAGAACCAGCAGCUAACGGGACCGGAGCACCGGAGGACCUCGUUAUUUCUUCUCCCUUUUUCCUUUGCUAACCCUCUCUGAUGACAGCACGGUAUGCGUAGACCUGUCACUACAUCUAGCAAUGGACUCCUUUUGUUUCAGCGACAUAAAGCACACUAAAGCUGCAGCAGUCAGCCGGGGACCCUCCAGUGGAAAUACUAUCUGAUAACUCCAUUUGCUCCAGCCUGCAUCCGGAGCCGGAGGCCGACCGAGCUCGACCGUGUAUCCGCUGCUUACCUGUACUUUCUGGGACUGUUGCAGCGUACCUGUCUACCCUGGUAACUUCACAGCCAUUCCUCUGAGCAGAGACAGACCAGGGACAAUGGUGAAUCCCGGAGGCAGCAGCCAGCCACCACCGGUGGGCACAGGCUCUCUGUCCUGGAAGCGGUGUGCAGGAUGCGGGGGAAAAAUCGCAGACCGCUUCCUCCUUUACACCAUGGACAGCUACUGGCACAGCCGAUGCCUCAAGUGCUCCUGCUGCCAGGCCCAGCUGGGCGAAAUCGGCACCUCAUGCUACACAAAAAGCGGCAUGAUCCUCUGUAGAAACGACUAUAUCAGAUUAUUUGGAAACAGUGGAGCUUGCAGCGCUUGUGGUCAGUCCAUUCCAGCCAGUGAACUGGUGAUGAGGGCACAGGGCAACGUGUACCACCUCAAGUGUUUCACAUGUUCCACCUGCCGGAACCGGCUCGUCCCCGGGGAUCGGUUCCACUACAUCAACGGCAGCCUGUUCUGCGAACACGACAGACCCACAGCGCUCAUCAACGGCCAUUUGAGUUCACUGCAGACGAACCCACUACUGCCCGACCAGAAGGUGUGUUAGGAGGGAGCCGUGCAGGAAGCAGGAUGUGUGCCUUCAUUUUAGCCCUUACUCAUCGUCACCCGAGACAGCGUGGAUCAGCAGCACCCCGGCCUUUUAGCUGUGCUCCCAGGCCCUCCGUUCCCAAAAGGAAUCCUCUACCCAUCCUACCAGUUACUUGACUUUUAUUUCUGCGACCCAUACCCAACGCUCAGCCUUUCAACCAUGGCUUUUCCCCAAAUAUGGGUGGAUACUUGCACUUAAUGCACCUGAAUCGGGGAACACUGAGGACUCCAUGACCUUGGAAUAAAAAAAAGAAGGAGAAGGAGACCGAUCAGAAUCCAAGGGGACUCUUCAGGAAGAGAAAAAUGAAAUAAAACACAAGAGGAUGUUGUGACUGAAGUGAGGGGAAGAGAAAAAAAAGACUAAUGAUGUUGAAGAGAUGCAGGCUUUUCCACUCUGCAUAUUUGUUUAAAAGACAUUUUUAGGGGAAAACCUGGGACCUUUUCAUUUUUCCUCUCUUCCUUUUCUAUCCUCGUUCCCCAACAACAUGGUGUUUCCACUUUAUAUAUUUUAAGUGUUGUCAAAAGGGGAAUGUGUCUUUCUUUUACUUUGGUGGUAUAUAUAGAAAAAAGAUGGGGUUUAAAAAGGAAAAAAAAAUCUGUGGCUUUUUUGUGGAAAACAAAUCAUGAACACUCUCUUGGUGUAUUUGUAAAACUACCAUGUAUGUACAGUAUGCAUGUAAAUGUCGUUGUCCAGGCGUGGCUACAGUACAUCCGACCCUCCGCACUCCAGUCCCCCCCCCGAAACCUAAACCCCGGCAAACCGAAGAAAUUUGCUCAUAGUCAGUAAUGUAGAGAUCAUCACCAACAUAUAAAUGCUGAAUGAAAGAGAAAUUUAUUUGUGAUAUUUUCCGAGACAUUUGCUCCAGU
This is a messenger RNA of Anoplopoma fimbria (sablefish), 1873 nucleotides long. RefSeq names its product LIM domain only 4b (gene lmo4b). The record is from RefSeq and is a predicted model, not a curated record. Bases 468 to 965 code for a protein of 165 amino acids. The transcript has 5 exons. NCBI's taxonomy places the organism in Eukaryota, Metazoa, Chordata, Actinopteri, Perciformes, Anoplopomatidae.